UAACCUUUCCGGCGGUGACGACCUACCCACACGAGAACAUGCCUCUCGUAAAGGGUCUCCUUCAUCCGUCUCCAGAAGAGGAGAAGAGGAAACACAAGAAGAAACGCCUGGUGCAGAGCCCCAAUUCCUGCUUCAUGGAUGUGAAAUGCCCAGGAUGCUAUAAAAUCACCACGGUCUUUAGCCAUGCACAAAUGGUAGUUUUGUGUGUUGGCUGCUCCACUGUCCUCUGCCAGCCUACAGGAGGAAAAGCAAGGCUUACAGAAGGAUGUUCCUUCAGGAGGAAGCAGCACUAAAAGCACUCUGAAUCAAGAUGAGUGGGAAACCAUCUCAAUAAACACAUUUUGGAUUAAAAAAAAAAUUAAAACAAUUAGCCAGGCAUGGUGGCAUG
Molecule: messenger RNA, 388 nt
Organism: Gorilla gorilla gorilla (western lowland gorilla)
Lineage: Eukaryota; Metazoa; Chordata; Mammalia; Primates; Hominidae
Product: small ribosomal subunit protein eS27-like
Exons: 1
Coding region: 39-293 (84 amino acids)
Biological process (GO): translation
Cellular component (GO): ribosome
Molecular function (GO): structural constituent of ribosome
Source: RefSeq, a predicted model, not a curated record